GGCGGCAGCAGGUGGGAGCGGGGCUGUUGAUAUCAAUAUGGCGGUUGUCAACCAGACAAAGACAGUCAGUCUGAUGUGAUUGAGACAAGGGAGGUUUUCAGGGGGAAACUGGGAGACAGGGGCCUCCCCUCCCCCUUGUGCUCUUCCUGCGCGGCCUCAGCCCUCCCAGCCCCUCCCGACGGGCGCCCCACGCAGAAGACACCCCACCCCCUCCCGCCUCCCUCCUCCCUACCCCAGCCCUUCGCACCGGGACGUUGGGGAGGGGGCUGUGCCGGGCAAGGGAACUCGGCGAGGAUUCGGAGAAUGGUAAAGAACACUGAUCAUCUCUGGAAAACUUAUUGAUCCACCUCAUGUAAAGUAUGCUCAGUUCCUUUCCAGUGGUUUUGCUGGAAACCAUGUCUCACUAUACAGAUGAACCCAGAUUUACCAUAGAACAGAUAGAUCUGCUUCAGCGCCUUCGGCGUACUGGAAUGACUAAACAUGAAAUUCUCCAUGCCUUGGAGACUUUGGACCGUCUUGAUCAAGAGCAUAGUGACAAGUUUGGAAGAAGGUCCAGUUAUGGAGGAAGUUCAUAUGGGAACAGUACCAACAAUGUUCCAGCAUCUUCCUCUACAGCUACAGCCUCUACACAGACCCAGCAUUCGGGAAUGUCCCCAUCACCUAGCAACAGUUACGAUACCUCCCCACAGCCUUGUACUACCAAUCAAAAUGGGAGGGAGAAUAAUGAGCGAUUGUCUACAUCCAAUGGGAAGAUGUCACCAACUCGCUAUCAUGCAAACAGCAUGGGUCAGAGGUCAUAUAGUUUUGAAGCCUCAGAAGAGGACCUAGAUGUAGAUGAUAAAGUGGAAGAAUUAAUGAGGAGGGACAGCAGUGUGAUAAAAGAGGAAAUCAAAGCCUUUCUUGCCAAUCGGAGGAUUUCCCAAGCAGUUGUUGCACAGGUAACAGGUAUCAGUCAGAGCCGGAUCUCUCAUUGGCUGCUGCAGCAGGGAUCAGACCUGAGUGAACAAAAGAAAAGAGCAUUUUACCGAUGGUAUCAACUUGAGAAGACAAACCCUGGGGCUACACUGAGUAUGAGACCAGCCCCCAUUCCAAUAGAGGACCCAGAAUGGAGACAAACUCCUCCCCCCGUCUCUGCCACAUCUGGGACUUUCCGACUCCGACGAGGGAGUCGAUUUACCUGGAGGAAGGAGUGCCUGGCUGUCAUGGAAAGUUACUUCAAUGAGAAUCAAUACCCAGAUGAAGCAAAGAGAGAAGAAAUUGCAAAUGCUUGCAAUGCAGUUAUCCAGAAGCCAGGCAAAAAAUUGUCCGAUCUGGAACGAGUUACCUCCCUGAAAGUAUAUAAUUGGUUUGCUAACAGACGGAAGGAGAUCAAGAGGAGAGCCAAUAUCGAAGCAGCAAUCCUGGAGAGCCAUGGGAUAGAUGUACAGAGUCCAGGAGGCCAUUCCAACAGUGAUGAUGUUGACGGGAAUGACUACUCCGAGCAGGAUACUUGGCAAGUACGCAAUGGGGAGGAGGAGGAGGGAAGAAGUUCAGAGGGAGGCAGAGAAGCAGAGAAGGAUGACAGCACGAGCCAUAGUGACCACCAAGACCCCAUCUCAUUAGCUGUGGAAAUGGCAGCAGUGAACCAUACUAUCUUGGCAUUGGCCCGACAAGGAGCCAACGAAAUCAAGACAGAGGCCCUGGAUGAUGACUAAUCAGGGAGGGUUAAACAUGACAAGUUAACUUAGUUUAGACGUAGCACCUUAGCAGACUUUCCUCAGUCCUUAACAUGUGUUCUUACAGUAUAACUUGCAGUUUCUUGUAUGUCAGGUAGCCGUUAGGGUCUUGUUCUGUGAAGAUGGCAUGGUGCCCUCAGCCUUUGCAUAUACUCUCUCAGUAUUAAUUCCCAGUAAAUAAUAACCAACCAAYCAACCAAACUCCCUCUCCCAGCCCCUGAGGCUAGAAAAUCUUGCUGCUCCGUCUUAGCAUUCCACAAAAGUGCUUCCAGGUAUUUAGAUAGCCCUCAGUUUUCAAAUAUUAGGCUGUGUGUAAAAUCUUGGGUACCUUUAGAUUCAUGUAACACUAGUCUGUACCCCCUUUUCCUUCCCCAAGAUUGGUAGAAUGCAAGCUGAGGUAGUGGCACAGGAUUGACAGACACCAUUUGGGGAGUAUGCACAGAGUGAAAGGAACACUAGAACCCCCACCUCAGUGUGAGAAUCACUGAUUUCAGCUGCAAUAAGCCGUGCCUCAUUAUAGUCACACUGUGGCUAGACUAUACUUCUUUGGGUGCUGUGCUAAGAAUGUCAAUGGAAAACUCGAUCUCAGAUUUUGGUUGAUGUUAACAUGCCUGACACAGACAUCCUUUCCUCUCACAAGCUGUGUGACUUAGUAGAUAAAAUACUGCCUUCUGCCUUUGGGACCAUGAUUUAAAACAAAACAAAAAGACAAAAAAGUUACAAAAAAAAACAAAACCCAGCUUGAAAGCAGUAUGAGCCGAAUGUCCGAGGGAUGUUAAGUCCAGCUCUCUGAACCACUGUACAUUCCGCAGCACAGUUCUCGGUGCCUGCCUGGAAAAGUCUUGGAGGUUAUCGUGGAAGUUGCUUUCCUCCUAUUGGUGUCCCCUUUCCCUGCUACCAAAAAAAGUCUUUCACAGAUGGAGCUAAGGUCAAAGAUGAGUGAAAGAACGUAGUCUUUGUAUCCAUUAACAGAAGCCCCUCAAUCUGAGUCAGUAGAGGACUUUGUAGGGGAUUGUGCUGACUAUCACAGAUGCAAAAACUUGCCCAAAUAGAGCGAAAAAAGCAGGGGACAUUUACCAUUUACAUUGUGAGUGUGCAAGAUACAAUGGGAUGUAACUGCUUUGUUGUUCUCUUUACUCUGUCCUUGUAGAGGUAUGAAAAGCUAUAUUGCUACAGGCAAUUUAUUUAAUAAUUGGAAGCCAUAUUGAUAAUGGAUGUGGUAAUAUUUGUAAAGUUUAAUCUACUUUAAGCAGCAGUAACUAAUGGAAUUUUUUUCCUUGAUCACAUAUGUAGCACUUUUGUUACUUUUUAAAGAUAUUUAUAUUUGAUAAAUCUUUUUUCAUUUUGAGAACUCAAAAUACCAAACAGUGAACUUGCGUUUAAAGUCACCCUGUGAUCACCUUGUCAUCCAGUAGCAAAAUGAUGAACUAUUCAUGCAUCAAAGAAAAUUACAUCUGCUGGCCUUGUAUGAAAGUGAUCUCCUGGCGUCUCGAUUAAAUGACACACUGUCACUAUGGGUGAGAAGAAAGAGCCUUCAGUGGCAGGGUAGGGUGCRUCUGAAAGAGGCACAAUGGCUGUGUGUUUUCUGCCUCAUUCCGUCUCCUUCAUAUGUCUUCAUAUAUCUAAGCCUUGUUUAAAGGGGUGUGUGGGCUGGCGUUGAGCAAGGCUUGUGUCUCUACCAUUAUCUAGAAACAGUUUCUAAGAUGGAAGGAAGGUGCCAUUUCCCCUUCUCCCUCCUCCCUCACCAAAUGUAUUCGAAGUGAGAGAGAAGAAAGAUUCCUGACUUUGUCCUUGUUUUCCCCCUCUCGUUUGUGGGAUUUUGAAUAUCUGCCAGUUGUUAGCUGGUCUCACUCCACUUAAGACAUACACUGACAGGUCCUCCCCUUAGCGGUAAAUCCUGCUUAUAUGUAAGUAUGAAGAAGUUUGUGAGGGCAUUAGAAUGCCAUCUACCUAGUCUGUGACUUUAAAGAUCUGCAGUAGGGCCUGGUCCUGCCCGUGGGGAAAAUAUAUGCACUUUUUCUCCCAGCUUCCAAGAAUU
This is a messenger RNA of Urocitellus parryii (Arctic ground squirrel), 3753 nucleotides long. RefSeq names its product homeobox containing 1 (gene Hmbox1). Lineage: Eukaryota; Metazoa; Chordata; Mammalia; Rodentia; Sciuridae. Gene Ontology annotation, molecular function: double-stranded telomeric DNA binding. The record is from RefSeq and is a predicted model, not a curated record. Gene Ontology annotation, biological process: positive regulation of DNA-templated transcription. Gene Ontology annotation, cellular component: nucleus.